Molecule: messenger RNA, 1280 nt
Organism: Tilletiaria anomala UBC 951
Lineage: Eukaryota; Fungi; Basidiomycota; Exobasidiomycetes; Georgefischeriales; Tilletiariaceae
Exons: 4
Coding region: 169-1071 (300 amino acids)
Source: RefSeq, a predicted model, not a curated record
CUUAUCUCAUCUCAACAUGCUCCCCUGAUAAGGAGCGGAGCGUCCGUGGCGAGCCGCUCCGUCUUUCUUUGGGGCGAGCCCCAGUGUGCACCUUCAUCUUCUCGAAGGCACAAUCCAUGCUGACCUUGCACCGUGGUACUCUUUCCCACCCACAUCUUUCUGGAACAGAUGUCUACCGCACCCGAGACCACUGUCCCUGCUCCCGUCGAGGCCCCAGCUGCUCCUGCUGUCGAGGCUCCGGUCCCUGCUGAGAGCACCCCCGUCGCCACUGAAGCCGCCACCCCCGCCGUCGAGGAUGCCAAGUCUGCCGCUGUCGAGGAGCCGACCGCUCCCGUCGUCGAAGAGGCCCAGCCUGCCGUUGCCGAGGAGGCUGUUGCACCUGUCGUCGAGACCAAGUCCGAGGAGACCAAUGCCGUGGAGGAGGCCGUCGCCGCUGAAGACAAGCCCGUCGAGGAAGCGAAGGUCGAGGAGAAGGCGCCCGUUACCCCCAAGAAGGAGAAGCGUCAGUCGUUCGUGAACAAGAUCCUCGCCUCCUUCAACAAGUCUCCCAAGGAGAAGAAGACCAUCAAGGAGGUUAUUGAGGAGGUUAAGGCUGAGGUCCAGCCCGAGGAGACCGUCGCUGCUGCACCCGCCACUGAGGAGGCCAAGCCAGCUGAGGAAGUCAAGCCUGAGGAGGCCAAACCUGAGGUUGUUGCGGCGGAGGAGGAGUCUGCUACCGACGCUGCUGUCGCCGCUGAGCCAGAAGUCAAGGCUGAGGGUGUCAAGAUUGACGAGGCUGCCAAGAAGGAGGACAGCAUCCCGAACAAGAAGGUCGGCCGCCGUUUGUCGCUCAAGGUCGGCCAGAUCCGCCAGAAUCUCUUCAAGACAGCCAAGAAGGCUGUCUCUGAGGCCCAGGAGCAACUGCAGAAGGCUGAGCAAGUCCUCGACAAGAAGGCUAAGGAGGGCGAGGCUGAGGCUGUCAACGAGAAGGCUGCUGCCCCCGUCACCGAUACUCCAGCCGUCGUUGAGUUGCCCAAGACCGAGACUGAGACCCCAGCCGCUGCCGCAACUCCAGCUGUGGCCGCCAACUAGAUGCAUCUUGUCGCCUACUCGACAUGCAUCUACGCUCGUUCGGUUCUAACAUCCUAAUUUCUGCACGUAACGACUCCGUACAAACAAACUUCAGGUACAUCAUCUCCUCAUUGGAUUCAUCUUGUCGACAUCACGAGUCACGACCUGUCGAGGAUAGCCAAGCAUGGCGGCAACCCAUUUAUACCCGCGCCGUCUGCUCUGCUCCCCCG